AUGAUAAUGAUGAUGAUGAAGAAGUAAAAAAAAUUACAACAAAGCAUAAACAACUUUAAUCUCAACACAGAACAUUAUUAUAUCUACAAGAAUUAAAUAAUUUUUUGUUCGUUUUAUUGAAAAAAAAAAAAAGAAAUUUCAAAGUUUCUGCAUUUUUAAUUUUUUAAAAUUUAUUAAAAUAUGUAAGUUUGUGAAUGUAGUAUUGGAAUUGGUUGGUUGUUGAUUAUUCUUUUGAUUUUUUUUUUUUGAUUUUUUUUUCCACCGCCUUGACUUAAAAGUAUAAGCAAAAAUAAAUAUAUAUAUGUAAGAUAUGUCUAAAAAGUCAGUCUUGGGUUUUUCAAGCUUAACACCAGAGUUGAGAAUUGAGUUUGUGAGAGACACCGACGGGCCUCACUGUAUCUUGCGUGGCCAUGCGUCGUUCACUGCGGUCCGCACCAUCUCACGAACGCCACUGUAACCGUUGCCAUUCCCAUCCUCUUCCCUGUUACACUGAACCGCCAGAAGCCAACGUUCCUCCCAACAAUACGUUUCAUUUACAACAUUCAAAUUCACAUCCAUAAUAAAAUUCAACAAAGCUUUAAAAAUUAAUCAUUUAAUCAUUAAAACAACCCCCGACAAACAACAAGUGUUUAUUUUAUUUAAAAAAAAAAUUUUUAAAAAGUUUAAAAAUUGUCAAUUUUAUUUUACUCAAUUUUGUGAAAAUUUUAUUAUUAUCAUUUUCACAAACAUGUGGUGUUUUUCCGGCGUGUAAUAGUGUUUGUGUGUUUGUGCGAAAAUAUUACACUUGAUAUUUUUUUUUGUCAAAAUGUAUUUGUGAAGAAGAAAGUGAAACUGUCAUUAUAUAUUUGAUAUAUAUAUAUGAAUUUUUAUCGCGUGUGAUCAAUUUAUUUAUUUUAAAUAAAAAAUUAUCUUGCCGCCAGGUUUUUUUGUUUUUUUUUUUUUUAUUAUUAUUUAUAUUUAUUUUAUCAACGUUAUAUUUAUGUUUUAAAAUUUUUUAAAAAAUAUAUUUUUAUACUAUUUUAUUAGUAUGAUGAUAAGGUGUGCAAGUGCCAAGUAAUAUAUGGGUAAAAAUCGUGAUUGUUGAUGCCUCGGGAAAGUUAUUUUAUUUAUUUUUUAUUUAACAACAAAAAAAUAAAAAUAAAUAAACAAAAAUAUAUAUCCGGUGUUGUUAUAAACAAGAAUAUUAUGUAUCUCGAUGAAUGCUAUACAAUUGAGAAAUUCAUGUUAAAUUUAACACUGAUUUUGAUUAAUAAUAAUCAAUCAAAAAAUAUAUUUUCGUUUUGUUAAUUAAUUUGUGAUUAGUUUUAUUAUUUAUUUAUUUAUUAUUUGUUUAUCAACAAAUCAGUUUGAGUGGUUUUUUUUUAUUUAAAUUUUUUGAAACAAAAUAAAGUGAAAUUAAUAACAACUUGAAAUAUAAUUAAUUAAUAUUAAAUUUAAUUGACAUUAAAUUUAAUUAAAUUUACAAAAAAAAAAUUAACAAAAACAAGAACAUUGAGAUAAAAAAAGUACAAUCAUGAAACGAAUUCGAGAGCCAGGAUCAAGGGAAAUGGAUCCUUAUAUGUCCUAUUAAUUGGGAUAUAUUUAAAAAUUAUAUAUAUUUAUAUAUAUUGUGAUUAAAAAUUGUGUAAUAUAUGUGAGCGUGGUAACGCUGAAUUGGGAUCAACAAUACGUGGGUCUCGAUCCAGCCAGGUGAAUAGGAUCUACGGCCUCAUUGCUGGCCUGGCCAGCUACUAUGCGAAUUGAAGCUCUUCGUGCCCUCAUCGCGGUGGUUUGGCUGACCGCACUACUGUGGCCAAAGUUUACAGUUGCCGAUAACUUUACCCAGCCGAUAUCUUCAAGAAUAACCAGAGAAGAUCCAUCAAGCGAAUACAAUUGGAUACUACCACAAACGGAUAAACCAAAGUUGGAAUUAACGUAUCGUGAAAUGCAAAAUAUAUUGAGAAUUGAAGAAGCUGAAAAGGGUAAACCUGUUGGGUGUUGUCGAACAGUUGAAUAUCAUAUUUCACCAGCUGGUGGAUCAAAUCGUAGCAAUAUGUAUGUUGAACUUUAUCGUGACAGUACAACUAAUCAAAGUUUUUAUGAAGUAUCAUGUCAUCCAGAUUAUGUUGAUAAACCAUGUAGAUUUAUUGAUCGUAAAUUAGCACCACAAUCAAAAUGUGUUCAACAAUAUUCAUUUUCUUAUGCUCUUAUUAAAGAUCCGGACGAACAUAAGCAUCGUCAUAAAGCUCAUCAUUCAGAAGAUACUGGUCCACGAACACCAUGGAUACUUGAUCAUAUUAGAAUAAGAAGUGGAUGUGCAUGUCAAUUAACAUCAAAACCCAAAAAAAAACGUGUUACAAAUGGUACUAAAGUUAAAAAAGAUAAAAGUAAAACACGAAGGCCACAUGAUCAAGAGUUUGAUGAUAACUCCAAAGACAAUUAUUCUAUUAAAAAUAGACAUCCAUAAUUUGUGUACGUGUUUUUUUUUUUUAAAUGUAUUUUUUUUUUUUUUUUUUUUUUUUUCUCUUGUUACCAACGAAUGUACUUGUUAAUCAGACAAACUCAGGACUUGUCCGAAAUGUGAGAAAUUUCAAGUGCGAUUUUAUUAACAAUGUUAUACCAAUUAUUAUUAUUAAUUUUUUUUUUUUUUAAAUAAGUUUAUCAGUCGAAAUCAUGCUAAUCAUACAGAAAGAACAAAAUAAAGAAAAAGAAAAAUUAUAAAAAAAAAAUGAAUACUGAUGUAAUCAAUCAUUUUUUGUGUCAAAAUAUUUUUAAGAAGAAGAUUUUUGUUUUUUAAAUAAUAUUCAUUUUAUGACGCGGCCAGUUCUUAACAAUAAUUAUUUUGUAUAUGACAUAACAAGUGCUUUAUAUUUUUGAUAGUAUUAAUUGAUUUAUUAUUUUAUAUUUUUGUCAAUCACAAUAUCCAGUGAAGAAUGAAUCUGAUUAAAAAGUUAGAGUAUGUCUGUUGAAAUGAAUGUUUGUAUUAAAAAGAAAAGAAAAAAAAAAAAACUA
This is a messenger RNA of Aphidius gifuensis, 2991 nucleotides long. RefSeq lists its product as uncharacterized. The record is from RefSeq and is a predicted model, not a curated record. The coding region runs from base 1733 to 2446 and encodes 237 amino acids. The transcript has 5 exons. NCBI's taxonomy places the organism in Eukaryota, Metazoa, Arthropoda, Insecta, Hymenoptera, Braconidae.